AUGGAGCUGCUGCAGGCCCUCUGCUGUACGCUGCUCCUGCUUCUGGCCCGGAUGCAAGUUCUGCUCGCCGUCAGCUGGGAGGAUUGGUGGACAUACGAUGGCAUCUCAGGUCCUGCCUUUUGGGGCCUCAUCAAUCCGGAGUGGUCGCUGUGCAACAAGGGUCGUCGCCAGUCGCCGGUCAAUCUGGAGCCCCAACGCCUGCUAUUUGAUCCCAACUUGAGGCCCAUGCACAUAGACAAGCACAGGAUUUCCGGACUGAUCACUAAUACGGGCCACAGCGUCAUCUUCACGGCCGGCAACGAUACGGUGGCCAACUACGACGGCAUGCAGACGCCGGUGAACAUCUCGGGCGGACCGCUGUCGUACCGCUACCGCUUCCACGAGAUCCACAUGCACUACGGCCUGAACGACCAAUUUGGAUCCGAGCACAGUGUCGAGGGCUACACGUUCCCCGCGGAGAUACAAAUAUUCGGCUACAAUUCCCAGCUGUAUGCAAAUUUCUCGGAUGCCCUCAAUCGCGCCCAGGGCAUCGUGGGCGUCUCCAUUCUGCUGCAGCUGGGAGACCUCUCGAAUGCGGAACUGCGCAUGCUCACCGAUCAGCUGGAGAGGAUUCGCUAUGGCGGCGAUGAGGCGUUCGUGAAGCGGCUCUCCAUCCGCGGACUGCUGCCGGACACGGAUCACUAUAUGACCUACGAUGGAUCCACAACGGCGCCUGCCUGCCACGAAACAGUCACCUGGGUGGUGCUGAACAAGCCCAUCUACAUCACAAAGCAACAGUUGCACGCCCUGCGUCGCCUCAUGCAGGGCAGCCCCGACCACCCGAAGGCGCCCCUGGGCAACAAUUACCGGCCGCCCCAGCCGCUCCUGCACCGGCCCAUCCGCACCAACAUUGAUUUCAAGACGACGAAGUCGAACGGCAAGGCCGCCUGCCCCACCAUGUACCGCGAGGUCUACUACAAAGCGACCAGUUGGAAACAGAACUAG
Drosophila teissieri is the source of this 984-nucleotide messenger RNA. It is a transcript of the gene CARPB, whose product is annotated as carbonic anhydrase-related protein 10. The coding region runs from base 1 to 984 and encodes 327 amino acids. The record is from RefSeq and is a predicted model, not a curated record. The transcript has 8 exons. NCBI's taxonomy places the organism in Eukaryota, Metazoa, Arthropoda, Insecta, Diptera, Drosophilidae. Gene Ontology annotation, molecular function: carbonate dehydratase activity; zinc ion binding.